Messenger RNA from Cannabis sativa, 1471 nucleotides. RefSeq lists its product as uncharacterized. The transcript is spliced from 2 exons. The record is from RefSeq and is a predicted model, not a curated record. The coding region runs from base 308 to 1378 and encodes 356 amino acids. NCBI's taxonomy places the organism in Eukaryota, Viridiplantae, Streptophyta, Magnoliopsida, Rosales, Cannabaceae.
UUGUUGGAAAAUCAGCUUUCCUAAAUUAUUAUUAUUAUUCAGUAUAGCUGUAUAAUAAUAAUGCUGUUUUUAUUGUACCAUAUUUUUAGGGAAUUAGUUUAGGGAUUCAUUGUAUCUUUAUUAUUUGAUAUGUUUCUCUUUAUAGACUUAUUGUACAUGUUAUAUAUACUGCUUUAUAUCAGAAAUAAUAUAAAACAGAAAAAACCUUUUUCCCUAAAUCUGUCAACUUGGUAUCAGUGCCAGAAAAAGAAAAAAAAAAAACCCUAAUCGCACCCCUAACCCUAAUCACCUCUGUCCUACUUGCAUCAUGUCAGAUUCUGAGUCAGGUAUAACCAAAAACAACCCCAUCCCAACCAAUUCCACUGUUCUUUCUACCAAAUCUACCGAGUCUCACUCUGUCCAGAUCACUACUAUUCGCUUGAAUGGAGAAAACUUUCUGAGAUGGUAUCAAUCGGUGAAGAUGUAUAUGAAAGGUCGAGGAAAAAUGGGAUAUUUGACUGGUGAAAAGAAGGCUCCAGCAGAAACUGAUUCAACCUAUGAAACUUGGGAUGCUGAAAAUUCUAUGGUGAUGGCUUGGCUUGUUAACUCUAUGGAAGAAGAGAUUAGCUCCAAUUAUAUGUGCUAUCCCACAGCAAAGGAGCUAUGGGACAACAUUAUUGAAAUGUAUUCUGAUCUUGAAAAUCAAUCUCAGAUUUUCGGGUUAAAUAUCAAACUUGGAGAAAUAAAGCAAGGGGAGGACAGCGUGACAAAGUACUUUAAUUCUUUGAAAAGAAUCUGGCAAGACUUAGAUCUUUUCGAUACUUAUGAGUGGAAAUCUGCAGAAGAUGGCAAACACCACAAGAAAACGAUUGAGAAAACCCAAAUCUAUAAGUUCCUGGCUGGUCUCAAUGUUGAGUUUGAUGAGGUGAGGGGGAGGAUUAUUGGAAGGCAGCCCCUACCUCCAAUUGGUGAAGUAUUCGCUGAAGUUAGAAGAGAGGAGAGUCGAAGGAGUGUUAUGUUGGGAAAGAAGACACCUACAUCUAUUGUUGAGAGUUCAGCGCUAGCCACCAUGGGCGCAGGAUAUAACAAGAACACCCCAUACAUGCAGAAAACUGAUGAGAAGCCACGUGUUUGGUGUGAUUUCUGUAAUAAACCUCGUCAUACUCGAGAGACCUGUUGGAGAAUCCAUGGCAAACCAGCAAACUGGAAAAGCAAGGCAGAGAGAGAAAAGGCAGGUCGAACCCCUUCUGCACAUGAAGCUGAGUCCAGCCCCUUCACUAAGGAGCAGAUGAAUCACCUUCAUGCAUUGCUGAACACUACCUCGUCCUCAUCUGGUAUUCCUACUGCCUCUAUUGCAUAUGCAGGACCAGAGUUCGGGGAAGACGAUUGGCAGUGCUAGGAUGAUUAAUGGACUCUAUUAUUUCGAAGAUAAGGCUUCUGAAAAUAAAAUUGCUCAAGGAUUUAGUAGCAUUAGUUCUCUUUCUGUUUAUGA